AUGAAUGUAAUUGAAGAUCCUAUAUGUCAAUUUACGAUCACAAUAAAAGCAGCUGAAGCUUGCCCUCUUAAACGAGGUAUUACAGGUGGAACUAUUUUUAUUAUUAUAUUGUUUGUUUUAAUUAUGAUCUAUUUGGUUACUGGAAUUUUAUAUAAUCGAUUUAAACAAAACCAAACAGGCUUAGCACUUAUACCAAAUCUAAGUUUUUGGCUACUUAUAUGUGGAUUGUUUAUUAAUGGUUGCAAAUUCGCUUGGAGUUUUUUUCGUAAUUGUGGUCAAGGAACAUCAUCAUCGCCAAAAGCAUACGAAUCUGUAUAG
Rotaria sp. Silwood2 is the source of this 318-nucleotide messenger RNA. NCBI's taxonomy places the organism in Eukaryota, Metazoa, Rotifera, Eurotatoria, Philodinida, Philodinidae. The record is from the annotation of a GenBank genome assembly.